GGCACUUCAUCCAAACCCUAGGGUUGAAAGGUUCUUUCUCUUCACAAGAUGGUUUCGCUGAAACUGCAGAAGCGCCUCGCCGCAAGCGUUCUCAAGUGCGGCAGAGGAAAGGUUUGGCUUGACCCCAAUGAAGUCAACGAAAUCUCCAUGGCCAAUUCUCGCCAAAACAUAAGAAAGUUGGUUAAGGAUGGGUUUAUUAUCAGGAAACCCACCAAGAUUCACUCUCGCUCACGCGCCCGUCGGAUGAAGGAGGCCAAGAGAAAAGGACGUCACUCUGGAUAUGGUAAGCGUAAGGGUACAAGGGAGGCAAGGCUUCCCACUAAAAUCCUUUGGAUGAGGAGAAUGCGUGUGCUCAGACGCUUGCUUCGCAAGUACAGGGAAUCCAAGAAGAUUGACAAGCACAUGUACCAUGACAUGUAUAUGAAAGUCAAGGGUAAUGUGUUCAAGAACAAGAGGGUGUUGAUGGAGAGCAUCCAUAAAUCCAAAGCUGAGAAGGCAAGAGAGAAGACCUUGUCUGAUCAGUUUGAGGCCAAACGUGCCAAGAACAAAGCCAGCAGGGAAAGGAAAAUUGCCCGGAGGGAGGAGCGAUUGGCCCAAGGUCCAGGAGAAAAGGCUGCGCCCAGUGCUCCUGCCGCUACAGCAUCACAGCCUGCCCAAGCACAAAAGAAAUCCAAGAAGUGAGUCACAUAUUCUGAUAUUGGCUCGCAGAAUUUUUGGGGCUGCCGUUCUCAGUUAUUGUUCUAAAGUAGUUUUGACAAGUAUUGAUGAAUUUCUGUGUUGGUUUAGACCUUCUUUAGUUUUUAUUUAAGUA
Vigna radiata var. radiata (mung bean) is the source of this 811-nucleotide messenger RNA. Its product is annotated as 60S ribosomal protein L19-1. The record is from RefSeq and is a predicted model, not a curated record. Gene Ontology annotation, molecular function: RNA binding; structural constituent of ribosome. Bases 49 to 681 code for a protein of 210 amino acids. Gene Ontology annotation, biological process: translation. Lineage: Eukaryota; Viridiplantae; Streptophyta; Magnoliopsida; Fabales; Fabaceae. Gene Ontology annotation, cellular component: cytosolic large ribosomal subunit; ribosome. The transcript has 5 exons.